Molecule: messenger RNA, 3575 nt
Organism: Lytechinus variegatus (green sea urchin)
Lineage: Eukaryota; Metazoa; Echinodermata; Echinoidea; Temnopleuroida; Toxopneustidae
Product: mucin-5AC-like
Exons: 7
Coding region: 460-2406 (648 amino acids)
Source: RefSeq, a predicted model, not a curated record
AGUUAGACAGUGUGUGUGCGAUUAGUCCCAAAUGCAAAACAGGAUUUAGGAGGGAGGCUAGUGAUAUAAACAUCACUCCUAAAAUGACUUCUAAUUAGUACGUUCAUGUUGGAGGCAUAUUCACUGAUAGAGUGGAAUAUUGGAUUAUGGGACGUGAUGAUGGAGAGAGAAAACAUGACUUUGUUUUGCGAUUGAGUCACUUUGCUUGACCAAAAGUUUUAUUGGAAGGAUAGCUGGUGAAGAGCGAUCACAAGACUUCAUUUACUUUGGAGUUUGUCUCUGGUUGGCAAUUGACUCUUUUCUUCUGUUAUUUUGCUUCCAUUGCAGCAUUUGCUGAUUGUGAAAGAAGAUUCAACUUAUAUUGGAGAAGUACUGUAGACCUCUAUACUUUUGAUGCCGCCAGCUCUUCGAGCAGGUCCGUGAGCCUGAAGCGAUUCUCUGGUGAUCACCACCACCGCCAUGGCCGGUGACAGCAAGACUUCACCUGCACAGAAGCACAGUAUCCUUCAGAAAGUUUCCAGAAGAAAGUUGGUGCUUGCUGUUCUGGUUCUGUUAGGAGAGGUUGUUAUAUGUAUCUCACAGAUUGUUUUAGGAGUAUGGGUUCAUAUAACCAUAGAGAAUAUAGGCGCAGGCGCCUUUUGGGCCCCAGUUCUGCUUCUUAUAGGAGCCCUAGUCUCAUUGGAGGGUAUGCUGUUCCCAUUUGGUCGUCAGAAGAUGCUGGCGAUGGGUAUAAUGCUGCAGAUCUUGGGUAUCUUCAUGGCACUCAUAGGCGCUUUCUUGGAGAGUGUUGUAGCAUCAUUAAUACAUCACGUUGAUUUUAGUCAGUGUUCCUAUUCAAGUUCGGGUUUAGCAAACUGUACUGCAGAGCUUUCAUGUGAGGCCGUCCAACUUAGCUUUCCAAAGAGCUGUUACUGCUGCUAUCUUACUAAAGAGAGGUUUAGCCCAUGCUAUUUCAGAGCUGUAAGUCUGUUUGAGGCUCCUAGUAUGUAUGCUGGUGUAGACUCCUGUAGCCAGGUGCCCGGUGAAUAUCUCACCCUUCUUUGGACCUCUAUCUGUUUCUGUGCUGUCUGUUGUUUCUUUGGGAUCAUUGCUGCAAUUACUACAUACUCCUACAGAAAAGCAAUCAAAACACCAAGUAUAGCAAUAUCAACAACACUCACAUCUCCUAUGUUACCCCAACAAGCUCGUCAAGAAGGCUUCGUCAAAUCAUCCUCUUCUUCUUCAUCUUCAAGUCCAGGUGGCUCACGGAGCCUUGAUACACCUGUACCUGCACCAAGGAACUCCCUUGUACGUUCCUCAAGUAAUACAGUAGUUGGUGCUACCCCUGCAGCCACACCUGCAGCAACACAAGUGAAAUCCUCAACCCUUCCAAAAAGAAAAAAGAGACGUGCCCCAGGUAUACCAACCUCACAGAGCUCAGGAGCUUCUGAAGCUUCCCCCUCAAGCUCAGCUGUAGUUGUUGUGAGACCAAAAAGGAACAGUGCCGCAUUGUUUACACAGUCAACAGAAAAUAGGGUGUCAAGUCAUGGUCAAAGACCUACUUCUGCAGAGCGUCCUAGGUCAGUCGAUGGUAGGCAGAUCAUGCGGGUUUCCCGUUCCACAGAGAAUAUACUGCGGGAAACCCGUCCUGAAAGACCAAGAUCUGCAACUGGUGGUUCCAGACCGGCGGACAGCCCACAGAGAAGGCCGGAUUCACAGAGAUCCUCGAGAACACCAACCGGAAGUCCAUUAAGGACACCAUCGUCUUCAGGAACACCAAAUACAAGUACAUCAAGGACACAGGAAUCUUCGAGAACCCCAACUGCAAGUCCAUCAAGGACACCUGCAAAUGUUCCAGAAAAUCAAGAGGAGUGUCAGGUGUCAUCUGUUGAUGAGGUUGCUUCUUCCACUCCAUCAGCAACUACAAGUUCCUCAAAUGAUAGUGCUGGCGCUUCAGCAAGUCCUUCAACAAGUGCUUCUACUGACAAUAACACAACACCAAAGAAUGAGACUACAUCAAAGACUCCUGUUAAGAAGAAGAAAUCGCACAAGAAAUGCCCCGCACCUCUGACUCCACCACAGUUACAACAGCUGCAACAAGAACAACUUCAACAGCAUCAGCAGCAACAGCAACAAGUACUUGCCGAACAGCAGCCGGCUCCUGCGAUGUUCUUGCCAAGAAAUGAGCCAAUCCCCAACUCACCGCCUCCCCCUUUUGUACCUGACCGUCCCCCCUCUCCACCUCCUUUUACCCCCUCUGCCUCGAUCCAUUACCCCCACCACACCCCUCACCACCCCCAUCAACCUGUUACAAACAUUCAUCUCACAUUGCACACCACACCAAUGGGAGCCAACGUGCAGAUGCCGGUGACUAGUCAAAGUGGGUAUCUCUAUCACAACCAACCGACAGCGCCUUUAUAUUUAUGAAUGAAACCAAGUGCACUUGUGGUUGAUCAAAGUGCCUGAUGAACAUUGCCUUUGAUUGGUACGUCACGACUGGAAGAUUUUGAAGACUAUUUAUAAUGUAUUUAUAGGAGCUUUACACCUUACCCACUUACAUGAUAUUUUAAGUUUAUGAUCAAUUGGAGAAUGGACAUACAGGGAUACCUUUGCCUUUUACGAAGAGAAUUGUUUAUCAGGGUAACAUUUCUCAAAUCUUGAAGAAUCACUGUUGAUUGAUCUCUCUGAACAUGAAUUCUAUCUGUGUUUGGACAAAAAGAAUCUGCAUGGAUCAAAGAUUUUCUGCCAUUGUUUCACGGCACAUGCUCAAUACUAUCACUGCCAGUAUUGCCUCGUAAUUUUGAACUAGAUCUCCAUAUUGAAUUAAUGAAAUGGAUUGGCUUGUAUAUCAAGAAAUCAAUGUCAUAUCUUUUUUUUACAAUAUCUGUACUUAAUAAACCUUGUUUAGGGUUAUCAAUUAUUUUUUUGGAGGUCAAGCUAGCUUGUUAAUCUUCACCAUUUUGGGGGGUUAUGAGUAAUUAAGUGUGUUCCCUCUGGCAAGGCAUAACAAGCCAAGAGAUGUUGGACAAAAAUCUAUCUGUAAGCCAUUGGCAAUUUUGAUGGUAAUUUUCAAGUUAAAACAAAACAAUUUUCACUUGUCUAUUGCAAGAUCUUUGACUGAUUUUAUUUUAUCUCUCAACAGCUUUGUGUUACAGGCGCCUGAUUGUAUUUGAUUAGUUCUAUCUUUCUUUCAUAUUCUUGAAGUUGAUGAGUGUCCCGUAACACAAAGGUUAUUGAUUAAUCAUACACUCGAUUCAUGAUUGAUUGUACAUUAUAGUCAAUGCAAUCAAUGGUAGAAAAAAUGUUCCACGAACAUUGCUAAGCUUUGUGUCACAGGUCCCUGAUUGUAUUUGAUUAGUUCUAUCUUUCUUUCAUAUUCUUGAAGUUAAUGAGGGAUGUUGCUUAUGGUCUACGCCCACUUUCGGUUUGGUCUCCUCCCAUUAGGUCUAAUCCUAGUUCGUCCACAACUGCGUUGUCUAUGAACCACAUAACCAUUUACCAGAAAUAUUGAUCUGAUCAAUUGCAACUAUGGAAAGCCAGCAACAUUAACAUCUAACACGCAUGUUUGUUCAAAAUAUUUUCUAGAAAUGACGUAU